Molecule: messenger RNA, 3933 nt
Organism: Saimiri boliviensis boliviensis (Bolivian squirrel monkey)
Lineage: Eukaryota; Metazoa; Chordata; Mammalia; Primates; Cebidae
Gene: DACT2
Product: dishevelled binding antagonist of beta catenin 2
Biological process (GO): negative regulation of nodal signaling pathway
Cellular component (GO): cytoplasm
Source: RefSeq, a predicted model, not a curated record
UCUGCGGCGUUUCCAUGUUUCACCUCUGCAUGUGCCGUAAAGGUGCUGCAGUGGCUGGACUGUUGACUUGCCCACGGAACAGGCACAGCACGUGGGAAUUAGCUCAUUCUCCUGCGGUGCACGAAGAAUGCAUUUCAAAGGGAUUCGCCUAUUUUUUUUAAUGGCACCCCCUGAAAUAGAAGUCCUCAAACUUUUUGUUGUCAUAAGGAACUUUUGUGGUCCCUAGGAAGCCUGUUAAAAUGCAGGUUCCCAGGCUUACUCAGUGGAGUCUCAGGAAAUGAGUGGGGCCCAGGGUCUGCAGGUAUGCCCAGCUGUCUCACUGCCUGGGGAGGCUUGCUGUGAGCGCCUUUAUAUCAGGCCCUCCGGCCCCUUCCCCAGGCCCAGGGGUUUUGGCUCAUGUGCCCCCAGAGCUCACCUUGAGCAAGGCCGCCUAGAGUUAGCCCGAAGACUGGCAGAGGGCAGCCUGGAGUUAGCCUGAAUGCCCAUAGAGGGAAGCGGAGCGCCGAAGCCACCCAGGGCUCAAUUGCUGCUGUGGAGCGAGUCGGGCCAACUGUGGACGCGUGUGGAGAGCGUGCUGUGGGGCUGGCCUUGGAGUGAACCGUCCUCCUUCCCGGCCACGUAUCUUUUCUGACUGUGAGCACAAGGUCUGGCCCUAAGAAAGAGUGAAUGAAAAGCACAGUCAUACAAACCCCAGGUCAGGGCCAGCGGUCGGGGUUGGAGACAGUGGCCAGAGUUAGGGCCAGCGAUUGGGGUUAGGGACAGUGGUCAGGUUUAGGGACAGCAAUCGGGGUUAGGGACAGUGGUCAGGGUUACAAACAAGGCGUAAAUCCUGAAUGACGGAGUCCUGCAGACGCAGACAGGACCUGAGGAUGUAAUAAAUAACCUGUGAAUGCCUGAGAGCUCUGCGUGUCCUACAAACCCCUGGACCAUUAAUCAGAAAUCAGCAACUGAAGGUGGGGCUGGCCAAACAUUAAUCACAAAGCAAUUAACCCGCACAGACACUGGGGCGGGGAGGGGCUGGAGGAGGAGGACAGAGCUGGCCGUGUGCAGGGCCCCUCCUUCAGAAGAAGGGGAGUGUGAUUUAGAAGAGGAGAGGGAACAUGGAUCCUUUUCAGCACUGAGGUGUGGCCUCACAAAGAAACUGAAUUUUCUGUGGGAACCUCGGGUUUUGUUUUACGACAGGCAAGGGAAAAUCCUGAGCUGUAAGAAUCCCCCGCCCCUCUGUUUGGAUCCAAGCUUCCUCUUUGCAUGGCUGGAGUGUGAGAGCCCUCGUGUGUGCUGCGCAGGCUGGUGCCGUUCACCCGGAGACUGGUUUACCUGCGUCAGAACGUGCAGGUCGCGGCUGCGACAGCGGGACAUCGGCCCGAAGACCCACCUGGACCAGCUGGACCUGCAGAUCAACAAGCUGCAGCUGGAUCUGGGCCCGAUCUCAGGAGAGGCCCCGGACAGCGACAGCAGGCCCAGCUCAGGCUUUUACGAGCUGAGUGAUGGUGGCUCCUGCUCGCUGUCGACGUCUUGUGCCUCUGUCUGCAGUGACCGCGUCUCCCCGUCGAUGGGCAGUUUGCUGCCUGUGGCCCAGGCCCCCAAGGCCAGGCCCAGCAUGGGGGACUGGAGGCCCCGGUCGGUUGAUGAGACUGCUGUGCCAGCGUGGAGGCCCCAGGCUACCCAGGAGGGUGACAAGCCGCCAGGCACCCUGGGGGAGGCAGGCCAGCCGUCGGGCACGUUCUGGCCCAGGCCGGUGUCUACAGGUGAUCUCGACAGAGCCCUGCUGGCAGACACGGGGCUCCAGAAAGCCGGCCCCGACCCUGAGCUCCUCAGGCUCCUCUGCCAGGGGGCAGACAUCCCGCUGUACAUGCUGGACCCCAAGUAUCGGCAGGACCUGGUGUCGAAGGGAGGCAGGGAGGUCUACCCGUACCCCAGCCCCCUGCACGCAGUGGCUCUGCAGAGCCCCCUAUUUGUCCUGACUAAGGAAACCCUGCAUGGCAGUGGCCCCUCGUCCCCUAGGAAGGCCCCCCUGGGCCCUGCAGCUGUGAGUACUGUCCAGACUGGGCUGGUCCUCGAGGCUGGCCCGGCCAGAGCCAGAGCCUAUAUCGACAGGCUGCUGCGUCUGUGGGGCCGGGAGACCCCAGCAAAGGGUAGCGGGGGAGAGCAGGGACCUCAGAGGCAUGCAGUGUCCCCACCCCCACAGAGGCAGGGUGGCUGGAGUGCAGAUGGUGGAGGCCGACUCAAGAAGCUGGUCUUUGCCCCAGGGAGGGAGGAUGAGGGAGGGCCAGCUCCGAGGAGGGGUGCCAGCAGGGGCGGCCCCCAGCAGCAGGGACCUAUGCCCCUUGAGAGUCCUCAGCACCCUGGCAGCCUUCCAGAGGAGAAGCCCCAGCCCUCGAACCAUUGCGUCCUCAGGGAGACCAUGGCGGGGCCGGCUUCCAGCUCACAGGCCCAGCUCACACCCCCAGCUCAGGACUGUGGACAUGACAACAGGUUGCCAUCCAGGAGGCUGGACGAGAGCCCCCCGCCGUCCUCUGGGCACUUUGCCCACCUGCCCUUUGCUGCCAGCAAGCCUUCACCACCAUGGCCGAAAACGGGUCCCCCCAAGAGCAAGGCUGAAAAGAUGAAGAGAAGGCCCACGGACAAAGUGCUGAGGUUCGCAGGGCAGCCGCCGCUUCGGCUGGAGAGGCUUGAGGGUGCCCAGGCUGCCACCCAGCUAUCCCUGGAGUGGGACUCUGCCCACUGGCCCCCAGGGAGGGGCGUGCUCCAGAGGAGGCUGGCCCUGGCCUGGGAGGUGCCUGGGCGCUCCUGUUCUGAGUCUACCCUCUACCCCAUGCCCGUCCUUGUCCCCCUGACGGUGGCCCCGCAGGAGAGCCAGCAGACCUCAGCCCAAGCCCUGUUCCCCGUGGAAGCGACACUGCUGACCUCGGCGGCCAGGAGGAAGCACGGCCGCUGGCAGUCCACUGUGGACAUUUCGGGGCGGGCCCGCCUGGCCGGUUACCCAGAGUCUAACCUGGGGCCCCCCAGACCCACGGCCAGGAGGGUGGGUGGCCCACAGGCCCGGGGCCGGCCCGCACUGGUCCGCCAGGAUGCCCACACCAGGAGCGACUCAGAGCCCUCCAAGCACUCGGCCGAGUGUGACCCGCGGUUCCCCUCGGUCAUCCUGGAGACCAGCGAGGGGGAGGCCAGUGAGCACAGCACCAGCCGAUUCGCGGACCACGAGUCCGGCAGCAGCGACGGGGAGGGCGGCGCCCGGAGCAGGGAUUGCGACCCGGCCAUGGGCCACGCAGCGGCCGGGCACAGGGAGCUGGCCUGGCCCCAGGUGGGCCUGGUCAGCUCGAGGUCACUCCUGUCCCCCGUGCCCAAGCUGUGCCGUAUCAAGGCCUCCAAGGCCCUGAAGAAGAAGAUCCGCCGGUUCCAGCCGACGGCCCUGAAGGUCAUGACCACGGUGUGAGCCGCCGCGGCUGUCGGGAGGAGCCGGUGCGCACAGAGGCUCUUUCCAUGCGGUGACCUGUGGUUGGCUGUUCCAGGGGUGCCCAUCUCCCGAGGCCACCACGGAACAGGAGGCCCCUCAGAUGGGCUGUGCCUGUGGAGUGCAGCCGUGCGCCGCGCCCCGGCGAAGACCCGUCCGGAGCUCUGGUUUCAGCUGCCAGCAGCCUCCAGGCCGACCCAGCGUCUGGUUUCAGCCUCUCCCCAGACGCUGCUUGUUCCUGGCAGUGCCUGCUCCUGCCUCGUCAUCCUCCCGAGGCUUCGCCUGCCCUCCCUCCACGCCGCUGGGGACGCGGUUUCCAAUCUUUCAGCCAUUCCUCCCCAAAAGCAUCUUAAAGAGACGGUUGCGGGACUCUGUGUUGGAAAUUGUUUUGAGCUUAAACUCCAUGUUAAGCUGUCAACACGCAUAAACACCCAAAUCAUGCCAUGAUCCCCUCAAAUAAAAGGAACUUUGUUUUCCUG